Messenger RNA from Rubroshorea leprosula, 943 nucleotides. The record is from the annotation of a GenBank genome assembly. NCBI's taxonomy places the organism in Eukaryota, Viridiplantae, Streptophyta, Magnoliopsida, Malvales, Dipterocarpaceae.
CCGGCUUUUUUUUUUUUUUUGUCUUUUUUUCCUUUUACCUCCAGGCGAACCCAGCUCGCGGGUUUGUGAUGAACCCAGGUGCCUGGGUUCAUCGUGAACCCAGGAUGAACCCAACUCACGCGACUGGGUUCGCGACCGGGUUGGCAAUGAACCCAAGAUGUCCAUUUUGUAUUGGGAUUCGGUCUAUUGAAAUGAGAUUGCAUGUCAGCAAGGGAGAUGGGUUUGGGUUUGGUGUUUAUGGGGCGUUACAGUUUGUUGAGGCGGCACAGUAUUGGAACGGGAAGGAAUGUCCGGCGAAUAAGCAGUUUGCGUCGUUGUGUGAUCCUUCUUUUGUUCACAUCGCUAUGACACUGGAUUUGGAGUACCUCCGUGGCUCCAUCGCCGCCGUGAACUCCAUCAAUCACCAUGCAUCCUGCCCGGACAACAUCUUCUUCCAUUUCAUUGCAGCGGAGUUCGACCCAGCCAAUCCGCGGUUGCUAAACCAAAUAGUCCGAUCUACUUUACCGUCGCUCAAAUUGAAAAUCUAUAUUUUCAGAGAAGACAAGGUGAUUAACCUCAUUUCUUCCUCAAUCCGGGAAGCACUGGAGAAUCCCCUGAAUUUUGCCAAAAUCUAUCUGGGAGACAUUCUGGACUCUUGCGUUGGUCGUGUCAUCUACCUCGACUCCGACAUCCUCCUCGUCAACGACAUUCGCGUGCUCUGGAACACCAAAUUGACGAACACACGAGUCAUCGGCGCACCGGAGUACUGCCACGCCAAUUUCACCAAUUAUUUCACCCUUGCAUUCUAGUCGGACUCGGUUUUAGCCCGGGUAUUCAAAUCCAGAAACCCCUGUUACUUCAACACUAGCGUUAUGGUGAUGGAUUUGGAGCGAUGAAGAGAGGGAAACUACAAGAAGAUAAUGGAGAACUGGAUGGAGGUUCAAAAGAAACGGCGGAUUUACAA